GCCAACGCAACGACACGUACGUGACUUUGACUCAAGUUGACCACACACACACUGUGAUGGCGCCACUCAGAUCACUAGUUUUGCUCGUGGCGUACGCCGUACUCGUGGCGGCGGUGCUGCAAGCAUCGGAAACGAGAGUACAGGCAGCUACCUCCUCGCCUUCUUCACCGUUCACCGCCGGUGACCCGCCACAGCCCUCCCUCCCGGGCUCGCCGCCUCUACCAGGCUCGCCCGCGUUCCCGCCGUCGCCCGGCUUCCCGGGCAUGGCAGGCGCGCAGCCGUCUACGUCGCCUUCGCUGCACCCGGCCAGAACAUGCAUGGAGCCGCUGAUACUGGUGGAACCGUGCGCCAGCUACCUGACGAACUCCAGCGUGCGGGCGCCGCCCAGAGCGUGCUGCGAUGGCCUCAGGUCGCUCGUCGGCGGCGGCGACAGGAUUUGCCUGUGCCACGCCAUCAUGGGCGACCUGGGUAUAUUUGCAGGCGGGACGAUAGACCAGCUACGCAUGCUCGUGCUGCCUCUAACGUGCACCACGUUCAUACCGCCGGACCUUCUUCUGAUGUGCCUCGGCAAUUAACCCUGUCCCGCCGAUUCUGUAAGGCGCGGGGUGCUCCGGGCGGCAGCUGCUACUACUCCUACAUGCUAUCCCUUUUUCUUUUCUUUUUUCCCCUUGUGCUACAUACUCCACCGGUCACUGGGCACCACACCGGUCAUUGUUGUACUAGUUGGCAGCCCUGUUCGCAGACGUGUGGCCACACACUUAUCUUGUAACACAGCCGAUAUCGUUGAAUAAGAAAUAGAGAGAUAACCACUGUUUA
This is a messenger RNA of Triticum aestivum (bread wheat), 816 nucleotides long. RefSeq lists its product as uncharacterized. The transcript is spliced from 2 exons. The coding region runs from base 57 to 575 and encodes 172 amino acids. NCBI's taxonomy places the organism in Eukaryota, Viridiplantae, Streptophyta, Magnoliopsida, Poales, Poaceae. The record is from RefSeq and is a predicted model, not a curated record.